AAGAGGCUGCGGACGGGGAGCUGAGCGCAGUCCGCCCGCUCGUUCAGGCCUCCCCUCAGCCCUACGUGUGCGUAGGCGUCGUCGGGCUGCUUGGCGGCUACGCACCGGAGACGGCGUAGGGGGCUUUGGAGAAUCGGUAGGGCGGCGGCGGCGGCAGCAGCAUAGUAGUAGUAGUAGCAGCAGCCGCAGCAGCAGCACCGCCAGACGACGGACUGAGGGGGCGGGCAGUUCGUUCCGCGCCGCCGCGGCUGAGGGGGACGAACGCCAGCGAGAGCAGCAGCAGCAGCAGCGCCGCCUCGGAGAGCAACCAUGGUAGCUCAACAGAAGAACCUUGAAGGAUAUGUGGGGUUUGCAAAUCUCCCCAAUCAAGUUUAUAGAAAGUCAGUGAAGAGAGGGUUUGAAUUCACACUCAUGGUUGUAGGUGAAUCUGGAUUGGGGAAAUCAACACUAAUCAACUCGUUAUUCCUGACAGACCUGUAUUCUGCGGAGUAUCCAGGGCCUUCACAUAGAAUUAAAAAGACUGUGCAGGUUGAACAGUCUAAAGUUCUAAUUAAAGAAGGUGGUGUUCAGCUGCUACUAACAAUAGUUGACACACCCGGAUUUGGUGAUGCUGUGGAUAAUAGCAAUUGCUGGCAGCCGGUUAUCGACUACAUUGACAGCAAGUUUGAAGACUAUCUUAAUGCAGAAUCACGUGUGAACAGACGUCAGAUGCCAGACAACAGGGUGCAGUGUUGUUUAUACUUCAUUGCUCCAUCAGGACACGGACUCAAGCCUUUGGAUAUUGAGUUUAUGAAGCGCCUGCAUGAAAAAGUGAAUAUCAUUCCACUUAUUGCCAAAGCAGACACGCUUACACCUGAAGAAUGUCAACAAUUUAAAAAACAGAUAAUGAAAGAAAUUCAAGAGCACAAAAUUAAAAUAUACGAAUUCCCAGAGACAGAUGAUGAAGAAGAAAAUAAGUUGGUUAAAAAGAUAAAGGACCGUUUACCUCUUGCUGUAGUAGGUAGCAAUACUAUCAUUGAAGUCAACGGCAAGAGGGUUAGAGGAAGGCAAUAUCCUUGGGGUGUUGCAGAAGUUGAAAAUGGUGAACACUGUGACUUCACAAUUCUAAGAAAUAUGUUGAUAAGAACUCACAUGCAGGACCUGAAAGACGUCACUAAUAAUGUCCAUUACGAGAACUACAGAAGCAGAAAAUUGGCGGCUGUUACGUACAAUGGAGUUGACAACAACAAAAACAAAGGGCAGCUAACAAAAUUUGACACAGUUGAAGGCAUGAGCCCUCUGGCGCAAAUGGAAGAGGAGCGGAGAGAACAUGUGGCGAAGAUGAAGAAAAUGGAAAUGGAAAUGGAGCAAGUCUUUGAGAUGAAGGUCAAAGAAAAAGUUCAGAAACUGAAGGACUCUGAAGCAGAGCUCCAGCGGCGUCACGAGCAGAUGAAAAAGAACUUGGAGGCACAACACAAGGAAUUAGAGGAAAAACGCCGCCAGUUCGAGGACGAAAAGGCAAACUGGGAAGCUCAGCAACGUAUUUUGGAACAACAGAAUUCUUCGAGAACUUUGGAAAAGAACAAGAAGAAAGGGAAGAUAUUUUAAAUAUACUUAAGACCACCAGUUAUGUAUUAGUUGCCAAUAUUCCAGCCUGGACAUGUGUGUGUUGGAUCUGUUUGACCAAUCUUGCACCAGUUGUGUCCAUAUCUUUGGAUUUAACAGCAUGACAAAAAAAAUUUUUUUUGGUUAAUUUUGAGGGCACUUGAGAUGCCUUGAAUUAUUUAGGGUGUUGUAUACUUAGGAAAACAAACCAGCUCUAAGUUACCCCUUUAAAAGAAAAAGGAAAAAAAAAAACUUAAGUCAUUUACUGCAAAAUAACAUUUUACUGUUGUACAAUCAUGUUCUGGUGGUUUGAUUUUGUUUACAGGAUAUUCCAGUAUACGAGGACUUGGGAAAGUUUUCCAUAAGGAUACAUUGCCAUAAUAUAAUACGAACUAUGCUUCUAUUAUAAAAAUUCCAUUCAGUGCAGCAUAUAUAAUAAUGUAAUUUAGUCUAACACAGUUGACCCUAUUUUUGACACUUCCGUUGUUUGAAAAUACACAUGGAAAAAUGAAACUUAUAGGCUUAUGGGGCACCUAAAAGCUUUUUUUAAAAAAACAACUUUUUUGGAUUCUUUAAAUAUAUGCUAUUCUCAUUUAGUAACUACUCUAGCCAGAAUAAUUUCAUUACUGCUUCAUUUUUUGUAAUAACAUAUAAUUUAGAUAUUUUUCCAUAUAUUGGCCCUGCUAAAUAGAAUGUAGUUUCUUUCAUAUGGUAGGAACCAGUUGAUAAAACCUUUCCUUUAACUCCCUUUUUACAUUUUAUGGUAAGUAGCAGGAAAAUGCAUUUAUAGGUCAUUUCUAGGAAAAAAUGUGGAGUUAACUACCAACCUGUUUCUACCUGUGUGCAGUCUGUCUUCUACUAGAAAAGAGAAUCAUGGCCUCUUGAGAGAAAAGUCACAAUUUUACAUUUAGCUGUAUUCAUAUACUGCAUUUCUGUAUUUUUGUUUGUAUUGUAAAAAGUCACAUAAUAAACAAUGUUGUGAUGUAACAUA
Lacerta agilis (Sand lizard) is the source of this 2575-nucleotide messenger RNA. It is a transcript of the gene SEPTIN7, whose product is annotated as septin 7. Gene Ontology annotation, cellular component: septin ring; microtubule cytoskeleton; cell division site. The record is from RefSeq and is a predicted model, not a curated record. The transcript is spliced from 15 exons. NCBI's taxonomy places the organism in Eukaryota, Metazoa, Chordata, Lepidosauria, Squamata, Lacertidae. Bases 310 to 1587 code for a protein of 425 amino acids. Gene Ontology annotation, biological process: cytoskeleton-dependent cytokinesis; cilium assembly. Gene Ontology annotation, molecular function: GTPase activity; molecular adaptor activity; GTP binding.